GUUAUAUUGCUCUGAAUCUUAUUACAUCAAAUCACUAACAAAUUUAAUUUUGUUAACAAAAAUUUUUCAGUGUGCGUCUGAACCAAAAAAAAUAUUAGAGAAGAUGAAUCAUUAAACCUUUGGAACAACUUAGAGAUCUUUACACCUUUUAUCAUUUCAGCUGAAGGCUAGGCAAAAGAAAACUAGGACAACUCAAGGAUGCCUCCAAAGAAUAAGAAACAAAAAGAGGAUGUUCAAGAUGAACGGUUCCAAGCAAUCGUUUUAACUGAUUCAUUUCAAACUAGAUUCAUGCCAUUAACCUCAGUUAAACCAAGAUGUUUAUUACCAUUGGCCAAUGUACCAUUAAUUGAAUAUACUUUAGAGUUCUUAGCUAAGGCUGGAGUAAAUGAAGUUCAUUUGAUGUGUUCAGCUCAUGCUGAACAAGUCCAACAAUAUAUUGAAUCUUCCAAAUGGUCUUCUCAUGACUCACCUUUCAAUGUAUAUACUAUAAUGUCAUUAGAAUCAAGAUCUGUUGGUGAUGCUAUGAGGGAUUUAGAUAAUAGAGGAUUAAUUAGUGGUGAUUUCUUAUUAGUUUCGGGUGAUGUGGUUACCAAUAUUGAUUUUUCAAAAGUAAUGAAUUUCCAUAAAUUUAAAAAGCAACAAGAUAAAGAUCAUAUCAUCACUAUGGUUUUAACCCCUGCAUCUCCUUUACAUAGAACCAGGUCUCAUGUUGACCCAGCCACAUUCAUAUUGGAUAAAAAGACCAGUAGAUGUUUAUUUUAUCAAGGUAUACCACCAGUUGAUGGUAAAAAGGCUAGUAUCAAUGUUGAUCCUGAAUUAUUUGAAGAUGUAGAAGAUGAAAUUGCCAUUAGAAAUGAUUUAAUUGAUUGUCAUGUUGAUAUUUGUACACCACAUGUGCCUCAAAUCUUCCAAGAAAAUUUCGAUUAUCAAUAUUUAAGAAAUGAUUUCGUAAAGGGAGUCGUUACUACUGAUUUAGUUAAGAAAACCAUUUAUGCAUACAUUUCAGAUGAUAGUUCAGAAUACGCUGCCAGAGUUGAAAGUUGGGCUACUUAUGAUGCUAUUUCUCAAGAUGUAUUAGCCAGAUGGUGUUAUCCAUUAGUACCUGAUUCAAAUUUAAUUGAAGGUACUUCAUAUACUUAUGAAUCAAAACAUAUUUAUAAAGAAGAAAAAGUUGUAUUAGCUCAAUCUUGUAAAAUUGGUAGUUGUACAUCAAUUGGAGCAAAUUCAAGUGUGGGUGAAGGUUCAAUAAUUAAAAAAUCAGUUAUUGGUAGAAAUUGUAAAAUUGGUAAGAAUGUUACUAUUAGUAAUUCUUAUGUUUGGGAUGGUGCAAUAAUUGAAGAUAAUACAGAAGUAAAUCAUACUAUAGUAGCGUCCAAUGCUCAUAUUGGAUCAAGUGUUACUUUAAAUCCAGGUACCGUUAUUGGGUUUAAUGUUAAAAUCGGUAAUAAUAGACAAAUUGCUCAUAAUUCUAGAAUUCUGGAAAUCCCAAUUGAUAAUAAUGAUGGUGAUUCAUUUGGUGAUUCCUUCGAAAGUGAUGAAGAUGAUGACGAUGAAGAUGAAAAUAUGCCGAGUACUCCAACUGUGCCUCAUUUUGAAGUUCAAGAUAUUGAUUUAGUAGGUGAAGAUGGAGUGGGAUUCUUGUAUGUAUCCGAUAAGGAUUUUGAUGAUGAAUCAGAAUCAGAAGCUGGUGAUCAAUAUUCAGGUAUCAUAUAUCAAAUGAAGUCAUUGAAUGUAUCUGAUGAUUCAAUUGCAUCAAUUUCAAAUCGUAAUAAAUCAAGAAAACAUAGUCGUAAACAUUCCAAGAGUAGAAGAUUAUCUACUACAUCAAUGGUAUCUACUGAUUAUGAUGGUGAAGUAUAUUCAGAAGAAGAAGAAGAUUUCAUACAAGAAGCUACUGCUACUGUCGAUCGUUCCUUAGAAAAUAAUCAUGAUUUAGAUACUGCCAUGUUAGAAUUAAAUACUUUAAGAAUGUCGAUGAAUGCUAAUUAUCAUGAUGUUAGAGAAGCUACUACUGAAUCAUUAUUAAAACAAGUUUUGAAAUUCAUUACUACCGGUACACUUACACCUCAAUUAGCUACGAAAAAGAUAUUUGAAAGAUGGGGUCCAAUGUAUGAGAGACAAAUAUUUGAACCUGAAGAUGGUACUGAUUUACUUAAUAUUCUUGAAGAGAAAAUCGUUAAAAUUGAUAAAUCGUAUAACCAGGUGGUAUUAUGUUUUGCAAUCCAAACAUUAUAUGAUGUUGCAUUAUCAGAAGAGACUAUUCUUGGCUGGUGGAAUUCUACCAAAGAUACUGUUAAUGACAAUAUUAAAGAAGUUCGUACUUUAACUGAGAAAUUCAUUACUUGGUUAGAGACAGCUGAAGAAGAAAGUGAAGAGGAAAGUGAUGAAGAUAGCGAUUAGUUGUUCCUAUCGUUAACAUAAAUAGAUCUCUCCAUUAUAUACAUACAUACAUAUAGAACGCGUCGUUACAAAUACACGUUAAUUAAUUGGUACGAAACAGGUGAAACUUUCUUUUUUAAUUAUACAAUCAGAUGAUUUGUUUUGAUGCAAAAAUA
This is a messenger RNA of Scheffersomyces coipomensis, 2555 nucleotides long. It is a transcript of the gene GCD6, whose product is annotated as translation initiation factor eIF2B catalytic subunit epsilon. The transcript has a single exon. NCBI's taxonomy places the organism in Eukaryota, Fungi, Ascomycota, Pichiomycetes, Serinales, Debaryomycetaceae. The record is from RefSeq and is a predicted model, not a curated record. The coding region runs from base 199 to 2400 and encodes 733 amino acids. Gene Ontology annotation, cellular component: eukaryotic translation initiation factor 2B complex. Gene Ontology annotation, biological process: biosynthetic process. Gene Ontology annotation, molecular function: guanyl-nucleotide exchange factor activity; translation initiation factor activity; translation initiation factor binding.